Molecule: messenger RNA, 4810 nt
Organism: Delphinapterus leucas (beluga whale)
Lineage: Eukaryota; Metazoa; Chordata; Mammalia; Artiodactyla; Monodontidae
Gene: EFCAB6
Product: EF-hand calcium binding domain 6
Cellular component (GO): nucleoplasm
Molecular function (GO): calcium ion binding
Source: RefSeq, a predicted model, not a curated record
CCCAGAGACGCCGAGUGGGCUGGGCUUCUGCGGCCUCGGGCCCUGGGGUCCGCGCUUAGAAGUGCGUCGGCGCUCAGAAGGGGCCCCGCGAGGCGGAGGGUUGAGAAGGGGCCGGGCUGUCCACCUCUUCCUGUGCAGAGAUCUCUACAGCGCCCACGCUGUGACCCCUGCAGCUGAGUGGCACAUGGAGACAGAACCAGCUCCAGGAGGAUGCUCAGGAGUCUGGCGCCCGCCCAGAGCAGGAAUCCAGCGGGAGGCCAUUGGCUGUUAACCAGACAGUCGCUUUAAUAAAGCCUCUUUACAGGUAUCGAGUGAAUGUUUAAGGGAUUUAACGUGCAAAACGGCAGUUGUACCAGAUUGGCAUACUUUGAAUCCUCACACACAAAAAUUCACUCAUUUGAGACCCCACUCUUGACCAUGUAGAGUGUAUUCAAGGAAUGGUUUCCAAAAUGUGUUCAGACCUUCUUCAUCCACAGCUGUUGCACAUCCAAUACUGUCGUCCUUAGAUGUUAAGCGGAUUUUAUUUCAAAAAAUUACUGAUAAAGGAGAUGAGUUGAAGAAAGCCUUUCACCUGCUCGACAUCAGUAACAACAUGACGGUGACAAAGAAUGAACUGCGAAGAGUCAUCACAACCUUCCUGCUGCCUCUCACGAGAGAACAGUUUCAAGAUGUGCUGGCUCAGAUCCCCCUCAGCAGCUCUGGUGCCCUUCCGUACCUUGUAUUCCUGUCCAGAUUUGGUGGAAUUGACCUGAAUAUAAAUGUUAUACAGAGGGGAGGUGAGAGUGAAAUGAAUUGCUGUCGGACAUUAAAAGAACUCGAAGUCCAAGUAGGAGAAAAGAUUUUCAAAAACAUUAAAACUGUUAUCAAAGCCCUUAAGCUCAUUGAUGUUAACAAGACGGGUCUGGUCCAACCACAUGCGCUGAGGAGGGUUCUGGAGACAUUCUGUUUGAAGAUGAAAGAUGAUGAAUACAAAAAGUUUGCAAAACACUACAACAUUGAUAAAGAUACUGCAGUGGAUUAUAAUGUUGUUUUGAAGAACCUCAGUACAAAUAAUGACUUGAACCUUAAAUAUUCUAUGAGAAGUCAAGAGGUCCCAUGGGAGGACCAACGAGUCAAAAGUUCCAAAAGAGAGUACCUCCCCAGUCCUGCUUCAUCUGAAGAUAUCUGGAAAAACUGCUCCUUAGAUGAAAUUGAGAGGACCUUUCGCCAAGAGCUUUCAAAGUCCUAUGAAAAGGUUGAAAAGGCCCUGAGUGCAGGGCACCCGUCCAAACGUGGAUACGUAUCUUUGAAUUACCUAAAGGUUGUCCUCGACACCUUUGUAUACCGAUUACCAAGAAGAAUUUUCAUCCAGUUAAUGAAAAGAUUUGGACUUAAAACCACCACUAAAGUCAAUUGGAAGCAAUUUUUAACAUCAUUUUAUGAGCCUCAGUUAUUGGAAGCUGGUAGUAAAAUUCCCCUGACAAAAAGAAAUAGCAUCAACUUUAGAAAUCAAUUUCGCAAGGAAAACAUUAUCACAAAGUUAUUUAGACAUGAAGAUCACUGUGCAUCGUUGAAGAAAGCACUGCUGAUCAUCAACUCUAAACCUGACGGGCAUAUAACAGGGGAAGAAUUGCGACAUAUUCUAAAUUGCAUGGUUGUAAAAAUAAGUGAUUCAGAAUUCAAAGAACUAGUGCACACGCUUGACCCUGGGUGCACCGGAUGGGUCGACGUCAGCACGUUUAUUGAACUGCUUGAAGAGAACCCUAAGCUAAGCAAAACAUCCUCCUGUAAAGACACCAAGGCACCUCUCUUCCUGGCUUGGGAUUCAGUGGAAGAAAUUGUUCAUGACUCCAUUUCCAGGAAUCUACAAGUUUUCUAUAAUAUGCUGCGGUCACAUGACCUUGGAGACACAGGGCUCAUUGAGCGAAAUAACUUCAAGAAAAUCAUGCACGUUUUCUGCCCGUUUUUAACAACCGAACAUUUAGUAAAACUCUGCAGUAAGUUUCAGGAUAUUGCUUCAGGAAGAAUCAUUUACAAGAAACUUUUGGCAUGCCUAGGAAUUAAUGGCCCACCCACUGUCUCUCCAGUUCCUAUUCCAAAGGAUCAGCUGUUAAAUGAACAUCUUCAAACAGGGGAGCGGCAGCAGCCAGAUCUUUCUGAGACAGCCAAGCCCACUGAGAGUAAAAGUGCUGUGACCAAGAAUAUGACCAAGGAUGUGGUUAUUGAAAAACUCAAAAACUGUAUACGGCAGCAGGACCCAGCAUUCAGAAAACGAUUUCCGGACUUCAGCAAGGAGCCUAAUGGCAAGAUGAAUGUGCAUGACUUCAAGAAGGUCCUGGAAGAUAACAGAAUGCCGAUGGAUGACGAUCAGUAUGCUCUGCUGACUGCAAAAUUAGGAUAUAAGAAAGAAGGGAUGAGUUAUCUUGAUUUUGCAACAGGAUUUGAAGAUCCUAAGAUGAACGGGCCAGAAGUGAGUUCAUCUCAGACUCCAGUUCUUUCCAAAGGGAACUUGGACGGCUACUUUAUAACUGCUGAAGAGUGCCUGAGACAGUUCCCCCGGAGACUGAAGGAAUCCUUCCGGGACCCCUACGCGGCCUUCUUUAAGAUGGACACGGACAGGGAUGGCAUCGUCACCAUGCACGACCUUCAUCGGCUGCAGCACCUGCUCUUCAACCUGAAGGAUGAGGAUUUCGAGCGAUUCCUGGGCCUUCUUGGCUUGAGGCUCAGCGUCACGUUAAAUUUCCACAAAUUUCGAAAUUUGUGUGAGAAGAGACCGUUCAGAAUAGAAGACACCACGCCUCAGAGACUCAUUAGACCAAAACAGAAGGUUGCAGAUUCAGAACUAGCUUGUGAACAGGCUCAUCAGUAUCUUGUUACCAAAGCAAAAACCAGAUGGUCAGACUUGUCUAAGAAUUUUAUCGAAACCGACAAUGAGGGCAACAGCAUUCUUCGACGACGGGAUGUAAAGAACGCGCUGUACGGCUUUGAUAUUCCCCUCACACCCAGAGAAUGUGAGAAGCUUUGGAUGAGGUACGACACCGAGGGAAGAGGGCACAUUACUUACCAAGAAGUUUUACAGAAAUUGGGGGUUAACUGUUCAGUGGCUAUUCAUCAGCCCUACGCAGACGAUUAUUUCAACUUCGUGGGUCAUUUCACGAAGCCACAGCAGGUGCAAGAGAUGAAGGAGCAGAGCACGGAGAGGGCCGUGCCGGCCGGGGAUAAGCUUAAGGACCUCUAUCAAGAUAUCAGCAAAGCACGCAUCAAACUAGAUACAUCCAAAAAUGGCUACAUAUCCUUAUGCAAGAUGCAGAAGUUGCUGCAGGAGUGCGGCUGUCCUCUGAAGGCAGAGGAGCUGGCCGAUCUUCUAACCAGUUGGGGAAUCAGCUGGCAUGGUAAUUCCAUCAAUUACCUCGACUUCUUGAGAGCAGUGGAGAAUAGCAAGCCGACAAAACCUCAGCCACAAGAGAAAGAGGAGAGCGUGCCGAUCAAUUUUGCGACCCUAAGUCCAGAGGAGGUUCUGAAGAACACCCAGGAGGUCGUUGCCUUCUCCAGUCCGGCUUUGUCAACGGCAUUUUCUGUACUGGAUAAAGAGGACACUGGGCUUGUAAAGGCUUCGGAUUUUGGACAAGUUCUUAAGGAUUUCUGUUACAAACUAACAGAUACCCAGUAUCAUUAUUUUUUGAGAAAACUAAGAAUUCAUCUCACCCCCUAUAUAAAUUGGAAAUAUUUUCUCCAGAACUUCAACAGUUACCUUGAGGAGGCUGCUGCUGAGUGGGCUGAGAAGAUGCCCAAAGGCCCGCCGCCCAUAUCUCCCAAGGAAAUGGCAAACCAAGAGGUCCUGGCCCGGCUCCACAAAGCUGUGACCUUCCACUACAACACGAUCGCCCAGGAGUUUGAGAACUUCGACACCAUGCAGACCAAUACCGCCUCCAGGGACGAGUUCCGGUCCAUUUGUACUCGCCACGUCCAAGUUCUGACGGAUGAGCAAUUUGACAGGCUCUGGGACGAGAUGCCCGUCGACACCAAGGGAAGGCUGCAAUACCUGGACUUCCUGAGCAGCUUCAGCUCGGAGAAGGCGGCCCCACCGCCGGCCCCGGGCGACUCGGCCAAGGCGCAGAGAGGGUGCAGCGUCCCCAAGGUCUCAGAGAGAAGCAGGUCUGCAGGGUCAUCGCCCACUCGAGACCUGAAAGCAGGGUCCAAACUGCGGAGUCACCCCUGCACCCCCGCGAGCACGACCCCGCCCCUGCAGAACUGCGAGCCCAUUGAGAAUAAGCUGCGGAAGAAGAUCCAGGGCUGCUGGCGCGAGUUCCUGCGAGAGUGCCAGGAGAGGGACGCCAACAAGCAGGGCGAGAUCCCCGCCACCGAGUUCCAGGCUCUCGUGGAGAAAUUCAACCUGGACGUAAACAGAGAUGAGUGCCGGCAGCUCAUCGUCAAGUACGACUUAAAGAACAACGGGAGGUUUGCUUAUUGUCACUUCAUUCAGAGCUACGUCCUCCUGUUAAACGCAAAGGAAGCCUCGCUGAUGCAGAGAAUGAAACUCCAGAACGCGAAUAAAAUGAAAGAAGGCGGUGCUGAGACUUCUUCCUUUUACUCCGCUCUGCUGCGGAUUCAACCCCAAAUUGUGCACUGCUGGAGGCCGAUGCUGCGCACACUCAAGGCCUACGACGAGGGAAGGACGGGGCUUUUAAGCGUGGCUGAUUUCAGGAAGGUCCUGAGGCAGUACAGCGUCAACCUCUCUGAGGAGGAGUUCUUCCACAUCCUGGAGUAUUAUGACAAGACGCUGUCUUCAAAAAUCUCCUACAACAACUUCCUCCAGGCCUUCCUUCAGUAG